Chrysochloris asiatica (Cape golden mole) is the source of this 3559-nucleotide messenger RNA. It is a transcript of the gene LONRF1, whose product is annotated as LON peptidase N-terminal domain and ring finger 1. Gene Ontology annotation, molecular function: protein binding. The transcript is spliced from 12 exons. The record is from RefSeq and is a predicted model, not a curated record. Bases 40 to 2361 code for a protein of 773 amino acids. Lineage: Eukaryota; Metazoa; Chordata; Mammalia; Afrosoricida; Chrysochloridae.
GGCGGACGACGGCGGUGGAGUAGCAGCCCUUCGCGGGCCAUGUCUUCUCCGGCGGUGGCGAGGGGCUCCCCAGGAGGGAGCCAGGAGAUGGUCCCCAGGCCACGGAAUCGCGACCGGUUCUGGGAAGUGGGCGGCGGCAGCGGCGACCGGCUGGAGCGCGCGGUCGCGGAGUCGGAGCGCUGGGAGCUGCUGCUCCGCCGCGGGGAGCUACUGGCGCUGGGCGGCCACCUGAAAGGAGCGCUGGAGGCGUAUUCUGCGGCGCUGCGCCGGGGGGCCCCGGCCAGGCCCGAGCGCCUUGGCACCUUGGUGGACUGCUUGGUGCUCAACUACCGGCUCCGCCACGGGAUGGGCUGGAGCGCGGCCCCGGCUGCGGGCGCAGACGCCGGCGCCGGCGGGCUCCUGAGCUGCCUGGGCUGCCGGGGCUUCCUGAGCGAGCCGGUGACCGUGCCCUGUGGUCACAGCUACUGCCGUCGCUGCCUGCGGAGAGAGCUCCGCGCCCACUGCUGCCUCUGCCGGGACCGCCUGCCGUCUGCCGCUGCUAUCACUGAUGCUGAAGGGACCACGCCGCGGCCGCCGCCCCUGGCCGCCGCCAUCAUCGCCUCUGGCUUCAGAACCAGUGUCGUCCUUAACCACCUGGCCGAAAAGUGGUUCCCGGGCCUGCGAGAGAGGGCCCGGGCGGCCGGUCGGCUCGGGGAGCUGCUGCACCAAGGGCGCUACCGAGAGGCCCUGGCCGCCGCCUGCGAGGCGCUGCGAGCAGAACCCAGCGACUUGACUCUAAAAAUUUACAGAGCUGAAUCAUAUGCUGGUCUCCAAGAGUUUAAAGCAGCCAUAGAAGAUUUAAAUGCAGUUCUCUGUCAACUUCCAAAUUGGCCUGAGGUCUACUUCAGGAAAGGAAAAGUACUCCAUGAUGCAGGUUUCUUAGGUGAUGCCUUACAACUAUUUCUUCAGUGCUUAGCCCUUGAUGAAGAUUUUGCACCUGCAAAACUGGAAGUAGAAAAGAUUUUGUGUGAUUUAUUAUCUCCUGAAAACUUAAAAGAAGGCCUGAAGGAAUCUUCUUGGAGUUCAUUACCAUCUGCAAAAAAUAAAACUUUUGGAUUUCCUUCAGUAAUGGAAGAAACUUACUCUCCUAGUGAUCUUAGCCCAGAGCAGAAUGAAGCAAUUCCAGAGGUCACUUCAGAACCUGUCAAAGGAAGCUUAAACCGGGCUCAGUCAGCACAAGCUAUCAAUUCAGCAGAAAUGCCUGCCAGAGAAGAUUGUUUAAAAAGAGUUUCCUCAGAGCCUUUACUCUCAGUUCAAGAAAAAGGUGCUCUGCUGAAAAGAAAGCUGUCUCGUUUAGAACAGGAUGUGGUAGUAAAUGAAGAUGGAAGAAAUAAGCUUAAAAAGCAAGGAGAAACUCCCAGUGAUGUCUGUACAUUAUCUUUAGUUUGUGGUGACAUCCCAGAAGAAUUAAUAGAUGUCUCAGAUUUUGAGUGUUCCCUCUGCAUGAGGUUGUUUUUUGAGCCAGUGACAACCCCUUGUGGACAUUCAUUCUGUAAGAAUUGUCUUGAACGUUGUUUAGAUCACACACCAUAUUGCCCACUUUGCAAAGAAAGCUUAAAAGAGUAUCUAGCAGAUAGGAGGUACUGUGUCACACAGCUGUUGGAAGAAUUAAUAGUGAAGUAUCUGCCUAAUGAGCUGUCUGAGAGAAAAAAAAUAUAUGAUGAAGAAACUGCUGAACUCUCACACUUGACCAAGAAUGUUCCAAUAUUUGUUUGCACUAUGGCCUACCCCACUGUGCCUUGCCCUCUUCAUGUAUUUGAGCCAAGAUACAGACUGAUGAUUCGAAGAAGUAUGCAGACUGGAACAAAACAGUUUGGGAUGUGUGUCAGUGACACACAAAAUAGUUUUGCAGAUUAUGGUUGUAUGUUACAAAUUAGAAAUGUGCAUUUCUUACCUGAUGGAAGAUCUGUGGUUGAUACAGUUGGAGGAAAGCGGUUUAGAGUGUUAAAAAGAGGAAUGAAGGAUGGAUAUUGCACUGCAGAUAUUGAAUAUCUCGAAGAUAUUAAGGUGAACAAUGAAGAUGACAUAAACAAUCUCCGAGAGCUUCAUAACUUGGUAUACUCUCAAGCCUGCAGCUGGUUCCAGAAUUUAAGAGAUAGAUUUCGAAGUCAAAUACUUCAGCACUUUGGAUCAAUGCCUGAAAGAAGGGAGGAAGACCUUCAGGCAACCCCUAAUGGACCUGCAUGGUGUUGGUGGCUUCUAGCAGUUCUUCCUGUAGACCCACGAUAUCAGCUGUCAGUUUUGUCAAUGAAGUCUUUGAAAGAACGCUUAACAAAGAUACAGCAUAUACUGACCUAUUUUUCUAGAGACCAGUCUAAGUAACUAACUGCUUGGAUCAAUUUUCCUUUAAACAGUUAACCCUAAUCUGGCUGGGUCGACAGUCAGAUUGUUCGCUGCCUUUGCACAUCUAGUGCUGGUUUGAGAAAUGUAAUGAAACUGUUGUUUUUGUUUUGUUUUGUUUUCUUCAACCUCCUGAAUCAUGUGGUUCUUCAAAUGAAUACCUUCAACUAGGAUUUAGACCACUAAGAACUUGCACAGAAAAACACGCACUGAAUGUGUGUUAAACCUCUACAUUGUGAUGAAGUUGCACUAUGUACCAUAUUCUGAAGCGAGAACUCUGUGUGUAUGUGUGGGUUGUGUGUGUGUGAGUGAGUGUGUGUGCAUGGGUGGUAUGUAUGCAUUUUCUCUGGCUUUAAAAUUUUAAAAGGAAAAAAAAAAAAAAAAAGCCAUAGAGAGCAGAACUUGCUGAGGGUCAUAUAUUGCCCAAGUUUACAACAGUAGCGAUACAAGUUUUUGCAAAUUGAAUUUGCCUCAGAUUUAUCUGUCCUAAUGCUGAUAUUUGCACAAGUCUGUAAACUAUGGUAUUGAGUAUCACUAUUUGUUGGAAAUACUGCUCUUGCUGAACUCUCUCGACCAUUGACUAUGACACAGUUUCUUAUUUAUGUAAAUACAUACAUCACGGUGCCUGACAGGCAUUGGAUGUAGAACCUAGAGCCAGUUUUCAGGAACAAUUACACACCUGACAUGGUACUGUGCAUCGAUUCAUAAAACACUCAAAACUGUGAAAAUAUGGUUUACAUUUAAUUGUACAUAAAGGCUAAUGGAGAACUCAAUUCAGUACUGGUUUGUUUGUACAUUUUAGGGGGCUUUCACAUUUACUGCCCAUCUAUGUAAUUUAUAAUUUGACAUGAUGUGCUUUUUGUUUUUUUAAAUUACAUAGUAUAAGCCCAUUGAGGACCUAGGGGAAGAAAAGAAGCUUAAUGUAGAGCUAAGCUUUUAAGAUUUGUUUUGUUGUGUUUUAAAUUCUGGCCUUGGUGCAAAUGUUAGUUAUGCCUUAUAUCAAAUUUAGAUCACCAUGCGAUGGCAUGGUUUAUAUUCAUGCUGCCCUAGAGACUUUUGUAAUUAUAUGUUGCAAACUUGUGACUGUCUCUAUCAGCUUUCUUUUAUGUAAGUCAUUUGUAAAAGUUUCUUACAGAUUUUGCUUUUGCUUAUUUAAUUUUGAAUAAAAGCUAAAUUCAUA